Messenger RNA from Austrofundulus limnaeus, 1264 nucleotides. RefSeq names its product ubiquinol-cytochrome c reductase, Rieske iron-sulfur polypeptide 1 (gene uqcrfs1). Gene Ontology annotation, cellular component: membrane. The record is from RefSeq and is a predicted model, not a curated record. The transcript is spliced from 2 exons. Lineage: Eukaryota; Metazoa; Chordata; Actinopteri; Cyprinodontiformes; Rivulidae. Gene Ontology annotation, molecular function: 2 iron, 2 sulfur cluster binding; quinol-cytochrome-c reductase activity. The coding region runs from base 44 to 865 and encodes 273 amino acids.
UGAAGUCACUCAAACAAGGUCGUUGUAACAGCAGCAGUUAAAGAUGAUGUCCCUAGCUGCCCGAUCAGGGGCAUUUUCCCCUUAUAUGCAGGCUACGGCGUUUACAGUCGCCGGACCCCUGAAAGCGCUGGUUCCCGGGGUUGUUAUGAAGGGAGAAAAGGUGUUGAUGGACCCGAAGAAACCGUUCCUUUGCCGCGAGUCGCUAAAUGGCCAAAGCCCGAAGACGGGGCCUGCUGUAACAGCUAGCAUUAGCGGCUCUGCCGGAGUCCGAUUCGCCCACACAGACAUCAAGGUACCAGACUUCACCGAGUACAGGCGUCCACAGGUGGUCGACCCCCAAAAAUCAUCGCAGGACAGCAGUGAACACAGGAAAGUCUUCUCUUACAUGAUGACGGGAGCUACAGCUGUAGUGAGUGUCUACGCUGCCAAAACGAUGGUCACAAAGUUUGUGACCUCUAUGAGCGCCUCGGCCGAUGUCAUGGCCUUAUCUAAGAUCGAAAUCAAGCUCAACAAAAUCCCCGAAGGCAGUAACAUGACCUUCAAGUGGCGAGGUAAACCUCUGUUUGUACGUCACCGCACUGAGAAUGAGAUCGCUGCAGAGGCUGCUGUCAACCUCGCCGGGCUACGACACCCUCAGCAUGACAAGGACCGGGUCGUGAAUCCCAAAUGGCUCAUUGUCCUGGGAGUGUGCACGCAUCUGGGCUGUGUGCCUAUUGCUAAUUCUGGUGAUUAUGGGGGAUACUACUGCCCAUGUCAUGGCUCUCAUUAUGAUUCCUCGGGUCGCAUCAGAAAAGGCCCUGCCCCUCUCAACCUGGAGGUUCCCUACUACGAGUUUCUAGAUGAUGACACMGUGGUUGUGGGAUAAACAGCACUCACUAUACCGAGAUGGCUCAAUACUUCAGCUUUCCGUUYAAACAUAAAGAUGUACAGUAGUCAGAAUGUGUUGAGGUAGCUGCUGCUGAUGCAGCAUCUCGUUCAAACAUAGCAACACAUCUGCCAGCAGUUGCUGUUACUGUCAUACAGUCCUGUUAAACAUGACCGUGAAGGCUGAUGUCUGCUUUACUCUGGUCUUUUAAAUACACACAUAAAAAAUCUACAGUAAACUAAUUGGUCACAAUGAAGAAGCCAUCUCCUUGUUUUCAUCKGUCAGAAAUGUAAAUGUAAAAUACAACACCUGCUUAUCUUAUGGUAAAAUCCAUCCUGUUAUCAGAAAAUAUGUUGUGCUCAGGUGUGGUCAAUAAAAAUUAUUAUAUUUGACAACAGU